GUGCCUUCACACUCAACAGCCCCCUUUCCAAAGCCUCCACUUUAUCUCUUUUAACGCACACACUAUACUCUCAUCGUUUCCAGUCUACACACACACAGACGCUAUGGAGAUGAUUAUUUAAAGAGAAAGUCGAAGAUCAAAAGAAGCAGAAAACAACUUUUACAAGGAGAAAAAGAAAAGAAAUUAAGAAGAAAAAGUCGAAACUCAGUUGGUAUUGUGUACAGAAGAAACUUAGGGUGAUCGUUUUGGUUACAUCAAGUGCGUGCAAGCGACGAUAAUAUCGCAAGUUCAUUUCGUUUAUAAGGUGAAGAAAUUGAAGAAGAAGAAAGUCUAUAAUUAUGCCUCAGCUGAAACAGAUAAGAGAAGGAGAGCAAAAACAUGUGAUUUCUAAAAGAAUUACAAGGGUUGGUAAUUUAGUGAAUAAUGAUAAUAAUAAUGACAAGAAAUGUGGUGUUGAAGAUAAUAUGAAUGUUAUAGAUAGUAAGAUUAGUGCUGGAAAAAAGAUAAAAGGAAGAAGAAGAGGGAAAGGAAAGUUGAUGGAAACAUCAUCAUCUUCACCAUCGAUGUUGUUACAACAACAAGAUUCAAGGUUUCAGAUUUCUUCAUCUUCUUCUGUUGGUGAGAUAAUGUUUCAUAAAAGGCCCGGGUUCGGUCAACUAGGUACCAAGUGUGUGGUCAAAGCUAACCAUUUUUUAGCUGAUUUGGCUGAUAUGGAGUUAACCCAAUAUAGUGUUAAGAUCAUUCCGGAAGUGAAUUCUACUAAAUUGAACAAGGCUGUUAUGAGUGAAUUGGUGAAAGUUCAUAGAAAUACUGAUUUGGCAAUGAAGCUGCCUGUUUACGAUGGAAGAAGAGCGCUUUACACGGCUGGGAGUCUUCCCUUUAUAUCGAAACAAUUUGCAGUUACAAUAGUUGAUGACUUGGAUUGGAUUGGCAUUACAAAGGUAAGGGAAUUCAGAGUGACAAUUGAGUUUGUUACUCAUGCUAGUAUGUGCCAACUACACAAGUUUCUUUCUGGAAAACAAUAUGACACUCCCCUUGAGGCACUAAAGGUAGUUGAUCUAGUUUUGAAGGAGCUUACAGCUCAAAGGUACAUUUCUGUAGGGAGAUUUUUUUAUUCUCCCAACCUUACCAAUCCAAAGUCAAUAGGAUGUGGAUUACAAUCAUGGAGAGGCUUCUACCAGAGUAUAAAACCAACUCAAAUGGGAUUAUCACUAAACAUCGACACAUUGGCAACAACAUUUAUAGAACCACUUCCCGUCAUUGAAUUUGUUGCUGAAAUUUUGGGGAAACAUGUGUAUACCAAGCAAAUUUCUGAUGCAGAUCGUAUUAAGAUAAAGAAAGCUUUAAGAGGUGUCAAAGUUGAAGUUACACAUAGAGGGGAUGUGCGAAGGAAAUAUCGUAUCUCAGGGGUGACAUCACAACCGACAAGAGAGCUAAUGUUUCCGGUGGAUGAGGAAAGUAACAUGAAAUCUGUUGUUGACUAUUUUAGGGAGGUAUAUGGAUUUACCAUACAACAUCCCCACCUUCCUUGCCUUCAAGUAGGGAAUCAGAAAAAAGUAAAUUACAUGCCCAUGGAGGCUUGCAAGAUUGUGGAGGGACAACGACGCACAAAAGGGCUAAACAAUAAGCAGAUAACUUCAUUACUAAAGUUUUCAUGCCAGAGGCCCAAGGAACAAGAGAAGGAGAUACUACAGACAAUGCAUCAAAAUUGCUACACAGAAGAUCCAUAUGCAAAGGAGUUUGGCAUCACAAUUGAUGACAAACUUACAUCAAUAGAUGCUCGAGUUCUUCCUGCCCCAUGGUUAAAGUACCACGAUAACGGAAAGCAGAAAGAAGUUUUACCUCAACUUGGACAAUGGAAUAUGAAAGAUAAGAAAGUGAUUAAUGGAAGCAUUGUUAACUAUUGGGCGUGUAUUAACUUCUCAAGAACUAUCCCUGAUAGUACAGCUCAAAGCUUCUGUCAUCAGUUGGUCCAAAUGUGCCAAGAAUCUGGCAUGGAGUUCAAAAAUGACAGUGUGGUUCCAGUCUACUCAGCAAGGCCAGAUCAGGUAAAGAAGGCUCUAAAACAUGUCUAUACAACAACUUUGAAUAAACUCGGAGGAAAAGAGUUGGAACUACUUAUUGCCAUCCUCCCUGACAACAAUGGUAGUUUGUAUGGAGAUGUGAAACGUAUAUGUGAAACGGAUCUUGGCUUGAUUACACAAUGCUGUCUCACAAAGUAUGUGCUAAAGAUCAGUAAGCAGUAUCUUUCAAACGUAUCUCUCAAAAUCAACGUCAAGAUGGGAGGAAGGAAUACUGUGCUAUUAGACGCCUUGAGAUGGAAGGUCCCUUUAGUCAGUGAUAUUCCGACUAUUAUAUUUGGAGCUGAUGUAACGCAUCCCGAGUCCGGGGAAGAUAGUAACCCAUCAAUAGCUGCGGUUGUUGCGUCCCAAGACUGGCCGGAAGUUACAAAGUAUGCAGGACUAGUUAGUGCUCAACCUCACAGACAAGAACUUAUUCAGGACUUGUACAAAACUUGGCAAGAUCCACAACAUGGUAAAGUAAACGGAGGCAUGAUCAGAGAGCUCUUGCUAUCUUUCGAAAAGGCGACAGGGAAGAAACCGCUAAGGAUCAUUUUCUACAGGGAUGGUGUAAGUGAUGGGCAGUUCUACCAGGUCCUACUCUAUGAGCUUGAUGCAAUUCGUAAGGCUUGUGCUUCCCUUGAACCUAAUUACCAGCCUCCAGUGACGUUUAUUGUUGUCCAAAAACGUCAUCACACACGGUUCUUUCCAAACAAUCAUAAUGAUCGAAAAAGCAUUGAUAAGAGUGGCAACAUCUUACCAGGUACUGUGGUGGAUACAAAAAUUUGUCAUCCUGUCGAGUUCGACUUCUUUCUUUGCAGUCAUGCAGGAAUCCAAGGAACUAGCAGGCCUGCUCAUUAUCAUGUUCUCUGGGAUGAGAACAAUUUUACAGCCGAUGAAAUCCAAUCUUUAACGAAUAAUCUAUGCUACACCUAUGCCAGGUGCACUCGAUCGGUUUCUGUAGUCCCACCUGCAUAUUAUGCUCAUUUGGCUGCAUACCGAGCUCGUUUCUAUAUGGAACCUGAAGUUAACCAUGAUAAUGCAUCUGCACGCAGCAUGUGCAAGGUGAAAGGUGCGAGUGUUCGUCCACUUCCUGCAUUGAAAGAUAAUGUAAAAAAAGUGAUGUUUUAUUGUUAGACAGGCCAAAAAACCAGAUUGCCUUAGAAGUACUUUGAAAAUGUUAGGGUAGGAGUAGAUGUAUAUAUUGUGUUAAGUUUGUACAGAGGUAAAACAUGCAUCCAACACUUUUCUAGUGCAAAUAGGCUUUUGUUUCUCAAAA
Molecule: messenger RNA, 3339 nt
Organism: Erigeron canadensis
Lineage: Eukaryota; Viridiplantae; Streptophyta; Magnoliopsida; Asterales; Asteraceae
Product: protein argonaute PNH1-like
Exons: 24
Coding region: 339-3197 (952 amino acids)
Biological process (GO): regulatory ncRNA-mediated post-transcriptional gene silencing
Cellular component (GO): cytoplasm
Molecular function (GO): RNA binding; protein binding
Source: RefSeq, a predicted model, not a curated record